Messenger RNA from Phytophthora sojae, 5337 nucleotides. RefSeq lists its product as hypothetical. The record is from RefSeq and is a predicted model, not a curated record. Gene Ontology annotation, biological process: phosphatidylinositol dephosphorylation. Gene Ontology annotation, molecular function: phosphatidylinositol-3,5-bisphosphate 5-phosphatase activity. The coding region runs from base 1 to 5337 and encodes 1778 amino acids. Lineage: Eukaryota; Oomycota; Peronosporomycetes; Peronosporales; Peronosporaceae. The transcript has 6 exons. Gene Ontology annotation, cellular component: intracellular membrane-bounded organelle.
AUGACGUACAUACCUGACCUCUCUAUUGCACGACAGCAGGAGGUGGCCAAGGUCACGCGCAAGAACGCGCAGAGCAGGCAGGCGCACCAGAAGCUCGUGGAGCAGCAGCGACGCGCUGAUUCUAACGAUGCCGUGCGUCGCAGAGUCCGCGUGGACGUGCUGACGGCCUGGACCAAUGCGCGCCUGAAGGACGACCACAUUGAGCGCAUUAAGCGCGAGGGAGCGCUCUCCAUCGCCUCGGAGCUGCAGAAGACGUCCGCAGUGAACGAGUUCUCGUCGCUGCAGGAGCGGUGUAUCUACGAGAUCGCGCGUUCGUUUGACCUCUACAGCUCCUCGUGUGAGUUCACCCAAGCGUUCUUCGCCUCUUUCGAGCCGUGGAUGGUGUCGAGACUUGCAGAGCUCACGACGGCAUUCAAGACGAUGAGUGACGGCAACGUGAAGCUGCUGUUGCUGCAGCCAACAGAACAUCUUACCAUCGGCUUCGUGCGGGACGAGAAGUCGCUGGCUCCGCUCUUCGACGAAGCGGAGGUGGAUCACCGCAUGGCGUGGCAAUUCGCCCCCGGCCACUUAAUGGAGCAUGAGGCUGAGUCGUGGGAGGAUCUGGACGUUGAAGAUGUCGAUAUCGUGCAAACGCAAGAAGAAGUGCGGCUGCUGUCGCUCAGUCUCGUGUCGUGCCUGGGUCUGUCCAGCCGCUUCCUCACGCAGUUGACGACGGCGCAUCCGUACCUCGAGCACCUCAAGAUCGUCGACUGCUUCGACGCCGCGGCAGGCGAGCAGGGCGCUGCGCUGUUGCAGCAGCUGGCCAAGUCGCGGUCGCUCAAGACGCUGCACUUCUCGUGGUGCUGCUGGCUGACCACCGAGAUCCUCGUCACCUUCGCGUACCAACUGCUCGAGCCGCCCGUGUCGCCGCUGCAGGAGCUACACGUAUCCGACUGCUUCGACGUGCUGGGCGAAUAUGUAGCAUCCGUCUUCAAUGAGUUGCUGCCCAGCACUGACCGUCACUCUCGGCGAAGCAAAAGGACGGAAGCCAUGAGCAUCGCGGGGCCGCUCUACCGCCGCACGCCACGGCUGUUCAACCGCAACAAGCCCGGGGAGUGGGGUCUGGUCUGGUGCGAGCUGGCGCUGGAGCGCGGGGAGCUGGUGGUGGCGCUGGACCCGGACGGCCGCAGCCGCAUCGCCACGAUCCCCGUCAAGGACUGCGAGCUCGCCCACGUGCGCAGCGACGGCCGCGACUGCAUCGAGCUGACGAUCAUUCGCGGCAAAAAGGAAACUUUCUCGUCCCACGAGUCCAGCCACGAUGUGGAUUGGUGGUACGGUGGCAAUACUUACUCUACUAGAGCUCUUGAUAUUAUCUUUUCUGUGAACUUCAACGCUGAUAAAAUACUUUUUAUUUUAUUAUUUAUUUGUGUGUGUGACAGGAUGACGACGUUGAUUGCCGUGAAGAGGGACCUGGAGAGAGGAGUGAAGCCUCAAUUUUCUUUGCUGACGCCGCCCGUGUCGGAGCCAACGACCAGGCCCAAGCACAUGCGGCGUCCGUCGUCGACGCUGAGUCUGAACUUGAACUUGGCUGCCAAUGCGGCUGCUGCCGGCAAUACGCAGAACGGAGCGACACUGGGUCGACCCACACUCAGACGCCGCAAGCCGGCGUUGGCGACGUGCGAGACGCUCUUUGAGCGCUUCACGAUCUACGAGACGCCGUCGAUGUACUACGUCGUGUGCUCGGAUCGCCACUACUCGCGGUUCCGGAUGAUUGAGCUGGAUCGGAUGGUGGAACGACCCAAGAAGCUGAACGAGGUUUUGAAGGAAGAUGAGCGGGUCUAUGACUGGGAGCAGAUGGAGGCGAGAUUGCAGGCGCUGGCGGAACUUGCUCGAGUGCACGGUACUGGGGAUCUGGUGAGGGCGUUCACGGCUGUGGCAAUUGUCGGCUGCAUCCGAUUCCUGCGAGGGUACUACUUCAUUUUCGUCACUCAGCGACGCAAGAUUGGGAAUAUUGGGGGCAACUCGAUUUACGGUAUUUCGGCGACACAACAACUUAACUUGAGUCGCCCCGAAGAAGAUCAGAGCGCAUGGACUCGACUGAACCGGUGGUUCAAUCCCAGCCCGGAAGAGGAAGCUGAAGCGCGCUACCUUGGACUAUUCCAUUUUCUGGAUCUCACGAAGGACUUCUAUUUCAGCUACUCGUAUGAUAUCACCCAUACCCUGCAGCACAACAUGACUACUGAACACUCAGAGCCAGCGGAGAUGUUCACGUGGAACUCGUAUUUGACCCGCGAGUUGCGCUCGUGCUUGAGUGGGGGAGCUGCUGCUGAUUUGGUCGUCCCUCUCGUGUUGGGGUGUUACGAGCAGCGGAAGUGUUCGGUGUUCGGCCGUCUCGUUAGUAUUGUUCUGUUGGCACGUCGCUCCCGCCAUUUUGCCGGAACACGCUACCUGAAGCGUGGUGUGGCUGACACCGGUAAAGCCGCAAACGAUGUCGAAACUGAGCAGAUCAUCGAAGACGAGAGUAUGGGUCCCGGCAAAUUCAGUUCUUUUGUGCAGCACCGCGGAUCAAUUCCAGUUUUCUGGUCGCAGGAGACGUCAGCAACCUUGCCGAAGCCGCCUAUCGUACUCAACCGCGUCGACCCAACGUACACUGCGACUCAGAAACACUUUGCCGAUUUGUUUUCGCGCUACGGCUCGCCAAUUGUGGCACUUAACCUCGUCAAGCAGUCCGAAAAGAAAGAACGCGAGGUCAUUGUCGGCAACGAGUACAUGAAUGCGGUGGAGUACCUAAACAGCUUCAUGCCACCAGACCAUCGCGUGCGCUAUGUGGCGUUGGAUUACUCUCGGUUGUCUGGACCAAAGCAAAAAGGACUUAACGUUCUGCAUUCGUUGGACAAGGUCGCAGUAUGGGCUCUCACCCAGACAGGAUUUUUCUGCAGCGCACCCAAGCGACAGAUCAAUCAAAAUGGCAACCGACGUACAGCUCAAGCUUUUGUCCCCAAUGCACCAUCUGAACCUUGGGACGCGUUUACGGUGUCUAGCCAUCUUCAACAAGUUGGCGAGGACAGUGUAGAGGUGUCUCCGGUAGACCCACCUCCAUCUCCGACAAUUACAAGGAAUUCCGGGGACUGGCUUGAGCAGCGAGGAAUCCUGAGAACAAACUGCAUCGAUUGCUUGGAUCGCACAAACGUGAGCCAGUUCAGUGUUGGAAUGCGCGCACUGGGGCAGCAGCUUUACGUGAUGGGAAUCAAGAACACACCACUCCUGGAGAGCCGCUCGCAACUGGUUCUCGUUCUGAUGAAGCUAUAUUCCUUGAUGGGUGAUGCGAUCUCAAUGCAGUACGGUGGGUCAGAAGCCCACAAAAACGUCAAGAACAGCGCUGCACGAGAAAAUGUCAAGCAUCGCGAGCUGCUUACAUCCAUUCGACGGUACUACAGCAACUCAUUUACAGAUACGGCAAAGCAGGACGCCAUCAAUAUCUUCCUGGGUCACUUUGUGCCUAAGGAAGAUUCGCCGCCGCUGUGGGAGCUUGAUUCGGACUACUACCUGCACAACUUUGAGGUACGCAACGGAAUGGCUGCAUGUGAAAAUGUGCGCCGGAACCUCGCCUUUCACGCUGAAAACAAGCGAAAAGCGUUCGGAGAGUUUUAUGGUAUUCCUCCUAUGCAGCUUUCUUGCUGCUCAUCGUCGGAAAUUCUGGAUGAAGACAGUGAUGGAUCCGGCGACAGCGAUGACGAGUCCAUCCACGCUAACGUUUUGGUGUUAGCAGCGCGUGACCAAGCGAAACGUGAUGCGUAUAUUCGAGAGUGCAGAAGGGUACUUGAUGACUGGUGGAAGGAGCCGUUGGAUGCGUUCGAGCGGCCAAAGUAUUGUCUGCCACCUCCAGACGAAAAAGCACCAUGCGCGUGCGAUCAGGUUGUUCGUAAAGGAAUCAGGGAAGAACUAUUGGGUGGUUCAACAGUGAACAGCUCGAAGCAAUCCGGUGCUGGAAAUCGAAAAGCGUCACCCCGAUCUCCGUGCUCGGACGAUUUCCUGCACAUGUAUCAUCCAGAGGAACUGACGACUUUCGAUAAGGUGCUUGGGUACAAAUUCAUGCUUCCGAUGGAGAUAUCGGACGAGGUGACCGACAAAGAGAAAAGACGGUCCGAGAGUGCUGUUGUUGCGCAUCUAACGUCGGCACCAUCGUCGUCGUCCAUUUCUGGGCUAGCUCGCGUUGACGAGGAAAAUUUCUCAGACUUGGAGCAAGGUACUCGACGAGGACAGCAAAAGCAUGGCAACAACAGAUCGUAUCGAAGUAUGAGUGCCCCUGAUAUCGGAGAGGAAGUGGGGUACUCGCCGAAGCCAAACCUUAGAGCCCGGGACAACGCUCGUGAGCACAAACAAGGACACCAGGAGGAUUACACCAGCAUUAGUGGAUCAGAGUCUCGUCGUGCGUCACGCUCGGCUCUUGCUGAAGCCAUCAACAAGUACGGAGGUCAUGGAUCGGCAGCUCUGAAGACCGCCGUCAAGCGCAAGGACGACCAAAUCAGUAUCGAGGAUUAUGUGCUGAGCAGAGGGCGUCGGAAGUUUGUUGGAGAUUGCUCCACCCCUACAGUCGACCCCGUUUAUCAGCAGUAUGAAUGGCUAGUUUGGAUACAUGCGUUGAGGUUUCACACGCUGACCUCACUUCAAUCUUUUUUUUACAGAUACGUGCUUGGGAAGCAAUCGCCUCAAAUAUGGGAAAACGACAACGAAAGCGUCAAGAUGUACUUCGAGGCGUAUAUGCGAGACAAUCGAAUCAGCCCUGACGAUGCACGAAGCCUUCGUGAGGCUCAAGCUCGAGCUGGCGCGACGUUCAAGCUGCAAACUGGGCCAUAUACCGGUCUCGAGCAAAAUGUGAAGGCGCGAGUGCUGGUUGCCAAGAAGCUAAAAACCGAGCCCGAGGACCGAAAACUGUUCGAGGAGACGCUAAAUAUGAAGAAGCUCGUUCAGACCGGCGAUGCCUCAGUUCCUGCCGAGAGUCUGGAGCUGUACAAGACCUUCUUCGACGAAGAGCUGCCCAGCGUAGAAAUUUACCGACCGGCAAAGAUCAGUGCUCCUCCAGCGUCUGUGUCCGUUGAUUUGACACCUCCAGUGACCAAACGGUGCACCUCAGCGACAGCGCUGUCGUCAGAGCUCGCCAAGAGUAUUCAACGGCUGUCUUUGAUAAAGAAGAACCGUACGCGAUUCAGCGGAGGUGACCUGAUCUCCGUCGGCCCCCUAUUCAAGAUGGACGGUGGCAAAGAUCGCGACUUCAUCGUGUUCAAUGAAGCGGCUGCGGAGAAUUCGUUCGGCGAGGUGACCCGCAACGAAACGGAGUUGUCAUUCUACUCCAAAUAA